AUGAUUGAAAUUUCGGGCGAUGUAGUAUUGGGUAAUCGAGGGAGAAAGGAGGAAGCUAGUGCGAUCGAUGGAUCUACGACUGUUGCCAGUUUAGUCGUAAUGAGACAGUUGUUCUCGGCAUUGCAGAGUGUAAUCACUGAAUAUUACUGGAGGCCGCUGGCAUCGGCCUUCUCGAGCCGAUCCCCAAUAGUAGUUUUCGACCCAACACUCGAGAGCCACCAGAAAUACGCGAAACAUCUCUCCUCACCCGACCAACAUUCAUCAGAUUCUAAAAAUCUGCUAGUCUCCAACCCGCUGCAUCCACCACUGCAAAUCCAGAGAAAGAGCGAAGCCAUAAAACCAACCCCUCCCGACCGUUUGGAAGAGUACGAGCCCCUGAAAAUACCUGUUCUAGAGAAAGAGCAAGUUAACUUUCAGGAAGACAAGGGCCUCCCCAGGAAACUUGGCCCGGACAAGCUGCGUAAUCCCCCGCCGGCGAUGAACUCCAAUAACUUUGUGAGUAAAAGGCAUCUGAACAUUCCAGCACCCCCGAGAGAUCCUCAAAAUUACCGAGAACUAAAUUCCGACGUGAAUCCGGUUGUUUUAUCUCCCGAAAAACAUCAGUACUACACCAAUUAUCUGCGACUCAAUCCGUCGGGGAAUCGAGUUGAAAAAAAUCCUGAGAAUGCUCAGGUACAUGAGCAGAUUUACGAAAACGGAUAUGAGGAGAUAAGCCCAGUGGUUAAUCCAGAGGUGCAACGGGUGAAUUCAGUUAGAAGAAACCGUAUUAAUAUUGGUAACGCAAAUAUCCUCGACAGAAACUCCGGGGAGGAGGUGGGGGCCACUAAUUACGAAGUGAGGGGCAAGAAGAAGAAAUCGAAGAAGAGUCAUCGUGUCAACAAACCGGAAGUGAGACCGGAGUACGAAUAUGGGGAUCACAGAGAACAAAGAAAUCCAAAUGAGAGAGACCGGAGUCAAGACGUUGCUUUGGAAACGAUAAAAAAACAGGAGUUGAGUCCUGCGGUGUUCAGAGCGGAUGCUUACGAUAAAGUGAGACGCCAGGACGAAGGAGGGGGUGAGGAUCGACAGGUUGAGGUAGUAGCUGGAUCGCAGAAAGAGGAGAAGCGUCAGCCUAAGGUGCACAGUGAGAAACAUGAAGAGGGUGGGGGUGAAGAGGGCCAUGAGGAUCACCACGAAGCUGGGGGGGAGGAGGAGAAGAAGGGCUACGACAGCCAUCACGAGCAUGAAAAAGGUGAGAAGGGUCAUCACGAUAAAGAGGAUCACGAUAAACAUUACGACGAGGAGGAAGGAAAGGAGAAUAAACACUCGGAUGAUAGUUCCUAUUAUAAGCAUUAUGACAGUGGUGAGAAGAAGGAGAAGGAGUCAGCGUUUGAUGAAGAGGGAAAAUUCAAUAAGGGACACAGUACGAAGGGCAAUCAUGUGGUGCAUAAAAAGGACGAAUACGAGAAACUAGAAGAGUUCUACGACGAGUCCCACGACGAGGAUGAGCACGAGAAGGACGAAGGAUACCACCACAAAUACGAGAAGGAGCACGGCGGAAGUGAGAAGUCUGGACACUACGAUGCGGGUGAAGAGGUUGAGAAGCAUGGCAAGAAGAGUAAGCACGAGAAAGGCCACCACUACAAGGACAAGAAGGGCCACGACCAGCGUGCGGGGGAUGACAAGCAUCACGAGAAAGAGAGCAAAUACGGGAAGAAAGGAGGAUAUGAGGACGGGAAGAAGUGGGAGUACAAGAAGGGACACUAA
This is a messenger RNA of Diachasma alloeum, 1746 nucleotides long. RefSeq names its product stress response protein NST1. The transcript is spliced from 5 exons. Lineage: Eukaryota; Metazoa; Arthropoda; Insecta; Hymenoptera; Braconidae. The record is from RefSeq and is a predicted model, not a curated record. The coding region runs from base 1 to 1746 and encodes 581 amino acids.